Molecule: messenger RNA, 2991 nt
Organism: Beta vulgaris subsp. vulgaris (sugar beet)
Lineage: Eukaryota; Viridiplantae; Streptophyta; Magnoliopsida; Caryophyllales; Amaranthaceae
Product: mechanosensitive ion channel protein 2, chloroplastic
Exons: 14
Coding region: 421-2553 (710 amino acids)
Biological process (GO): transmembrane transport
Cellular component (GO): membrane
Source: RefSeq, a predicted model, not a curated record
AUGUGAAAGUAUGAUUGCAUUUUGCAAUGGAGAAGAACUCGAAACAAAAUAUGUCCAUCGUUUCCUACAUUCCUUCACUAGGACACGCUAAUUAACGCACACUAAUUACAUUUACAGAAGAGCAACUAAAAACUCUCUGACCACGUGGAAAAUUACGGACAAAUUUUGUAAAAAAGAGAAUUAUCUCUGGUUUAUCGACACUUUUUGACCUUCCCCAAUUUUCUCUCUCUCUCCUCUUUUUUCUCUCUGCAACUUCGAAUAUCCGUCGCAAAAUCAAGAUACUUUCGUAAAACCCUUGCAUUUUACAGCUCAUUAUCUUCAAAUUAUCUUCAAUCAAGGGUUUUGGUGUAAUCUCCUUUCAAUUUAAUCAAAUUUGAGCUAUGUUUUUGGGCGUGUUUUGAGCACAAUAAUCAUCAGAUAAUGUCUCUGAUUGGUUCUCUGCAAUUAUCCCCUUCAUUAGGGAUUUGCAGGAACCAAGAUCGAGGCAAAAAAUUCAAGAAUGUUACAGGAAGAGGGAAUCAUCAUUUACUCUCAACUGCGUUAUCUUCAUGUAAUUCGAGACAAAAUUCAUGGAAUUAUCAAUUAUCUUACCGUGUAAAUAGACCGCUGCUUAGCCCACCCUACAGGUCCAAUGUCCCGAGAUGCCAUUCUUUUUUAUUUUUUGGUCAAAGUGUUGCCAUUCCUAGCAUGAAGACAGCUACUGUGGCAUUGACAAGGUCAUGCAAUGCUUUACAAAGCAGCCCUGUUGUCACAAAGUUAGUUCCUGCUGUUGGCAUUAUCAUAUUUACCCUAUGGGGUUUGGAACCACUCAUGCGAAUGAGCAGAAAUUUUUUUUUGCAUAAAUCUGACAACAGUUGGAAGAAGAGUACAACAAAAUAUGUUUUGACAUCUUAUCUGCAACCUAUAUUUCUGUGGACUAGCGCAGUGCUUAUAUGCAGGACUUUGAAUCCAAUUGUGAUGCCUACAGAAGCUAGCCAGCUUGUGAAGCAACGCAUCCUGAACUUUGUUAUGUCACUUUCAACUGUGCUGGCUUUUGCCUACUGUCUGUCAAGUGUGAUUCAACAAGCUCAGAAGUACUUGAUAGAGACAAAUGAUCCCUCUGAUGCCCGAAAUAUGGGUUUCCAAUUCGCUGGGAAAGCUGUAUAUUCUGCAGUUUGGGUUGCAGCUGUUUCAUUGUUCAUGGAGUUGUUGGGUUUCUCUACCCAGAAAUGGGUGACUGCUGGAGGUCUUGGAACUGUGCUGCUGACACUUGCUGGUCGUGAGAUAUUUACAAAUUUCUUGUCAAGCGCAAUGAUCCAUGCGACACGGCCAUUUGUAGUAAAUGAAUGGAUUCAAACAAAAAUAGAAGGAUAUGAAGUCUCCGGUACUGUUGAGCACGUGGGAUGGUGGUCACCGACGAUUAUAAGGGGUGAAGAUCGUGAGGCAGUUCACAUUCCUAACCAUAAGUUUACAGUAAAUGUUGUGAGAAACCUCACUCAAAAAUCUCACUGGCGAAUCAAAACCCAUCUUGCAAUCAGUCACCUUGAUGUCAGUAAGAUUAAUAAUAUUGUUGCUGACAUGCGCAAAGUCUUGGCCAAGAAUCCUCAAGUUGAACAGCAGAAGCUUCAUAGAAGAGUUUUUUUGGAAAACAUCGAUCCCGAAAAUCAAGCUCUUAUGAUAUUGAUUUCCUGUUUUGUGAAGACAUCACGUCAUGAAGAGUACCUGUGUGUUAAGGAAGCUAUAUUGCUGGAUCUUUUGCGAGUCAUCAGCCAUCACAGGGCCCGCCUUGCUACACCAAUCAGGACCAUACAGAAGUUCUAUAACGAACCUGACUUGGAUAGCAUGUCAUUUUCCAGCUCAUUCUUCACUCGUGGUGGGCCUGCAUCAAAACGUCCUAUGCUUCUGAUUGAACCUCCUUACAAGAUAAAUGGAGAAGAUAAAUCAAAAUCUCAGGCUCGUGCAGUGCGUCCAAGUGCAGAACAAGAAAGUCGUGUCACAGGACAACCAACAGCCGACAAAAAGACUAAUGAUAGUAAUUUCAGAGAAACAUUAGCGCCUGACUUGAAUACCAAAGAAAUAUUGAAACCUGGGAACAAGGGUGAGGGUAAUGUGGCAGAUACGGCGCAUUCAGAACUGAAAGAUGAGAGCAAGGCUUCAGGGGCUGCCAAAUCGGACCGUAAGGCAGAUGAUAAGGCUACUGUAAAUUCUGUAUCUAAGUCCAACUCUGAGUUGGAAAAGAACACGGCAGUUACAACACACUCAGAUGCAAAACUUGCAAGCUCAGUUCAUGAAAAAGCAUUGAAGAACUUGGAAACUUCAGGUAAUAAUGACAAAACAAGUGGCACGCUGUCCAAGCAGGCCGAGAAGUCAACAGUAUCUGAACCAUCCAAGUCGACAUCAACCGGUUUGGAAGAGAACAUAGUUCUCGGGGUUGCAUUGGAGGGAUCGAAGAGAACCUUGCCUAUAGACGAAGAGCUUGAUUCACCUCCAACUCCAGCAGAGGCAAAAGAACUAGCAGCACAAAGCAGUGGGCAUGCGAAUUCAGCUGUGGAGAAGGAUGAAAAAGACAAUUAAGAAGUAGUUCUUCCAACUUGCAUCGGACCUUGCUCGCACUGCGUAAUUUCUUGAGCUUCAUUGCUCUUUGUAAAUUGUUAAAAAAGAUAGUUACAUGACCAUUUGAUGGCCAUUUGGUGCGGUAUUUAUUUGUCACCAAGUUGGCAAGUUGUUUGGGAUCUAGGAACUAGGAAGUAUUAUUAGUAUGGUCGUAUGGAGUUUACAUUCAUUAGAUUCCUUAUCAGAGAUGCGCUAUCUUCUGGUGUUGAGAUGGCCCAUACUUUAAAGUCCUUGAAAAGCGAGGAACUUGCAUAUAUUGAAGUCUUGAUAGUCAACUCUUGCAUAUAUCAUUAAGAAUUUACAGUGAUCAGAUUUGUUAUCGAGAAAUGUUUUGUUGUGGUAAAAGAAAUGGAGUAUAGAAUCCCAAUAAUUCCUGAAGUACAUAUGUUGUGGUUCAUU